Messenger RNA from Folsomia candida, 1646 nucleotides. RefSeq lists its product as uncharacterized. The coding region runs from base 1 to 855 and encodes 284 amino acids. The record is from RefSeq and is a predicted model, not a curated record. The transcript is spliced from 5 exons. Lineage: Eukaryota; Metazoa; Arthropoda; Collembola; Entomobryomorpha; Isotomidae.
AUGCCGGAUCGGUGCUCAUUAUCUUCACCACAUCAACACUAUCUCAGCAUUGCCUAUAGUUUUAAUCGUGCUAACACUAAAGCCAAGAAGCAUUUAAAGCCAAGUUAUAUUGAUACCAGCGACAUUGAAAUUGGCUGGAUCUUCACAAUCCACGGGACAACGUCUCUCCACUUUAAUGCAGGAAUUUCGGGGUAUGUAAUUAUUUUUAUUAUAAAUCGUAAAUCGUGGUAUAAGUGGAUAUUGCAAUUAAUUUCAGCUUUUAACUCAGCAUUUCAGGUGACUUCGCUCCAAAAUCAACUGAUUUUACAAGAAGACAUCAAAGACCUGAAAACAAUAAUAUUGCGGUCUCUCAGUACUCCUUCACAGUUACGGUCAAGUAAUAUCGUUUGGCCAAUCAAAAACCAAGAACAAUUACAGCAAGUGAACGAGAUCUUUGCUGCCGACAAUACUUUAUUUAAUCUCGAGGUUACGUUCUUCUCGCGACUAGGAGGGGAUUCAGUGACGCUUGCUGUCAACAACACGUUAAAGGCAAUCAUCAAACAUGAGUUUGCACUAAUUUUGAGGUUCACAGAUUCCUCUAACAAAGCGGCAUUUGGUGGAACUCUGUGCUGUAAAUUAGUUAAAGAAUCCGUCCGCCAGUUCUACUACAAAGAUGGGAAUGUUCUCUCUGAGAAAAUAAAGCUGGAUUUAGUUGAAAGCAGAUUGGAUUCAUUCAUUGCUAAGUGGCUUCGGGAUUCAGUUAACAGGGGAGAGGAAGGGAAACAAAAGCGUUCGAAGGCGAAAAAUGCAGGCACCGAGGUCAACAAAGCACGGGAGGGUCCAGAGGCGGCUGAGUCAAAUGCUGAAUCAGAUUAGAACCGUACGUGUAACUACAAGUUUGCCACAAUCAUCAAACAAUUUCGAAACAACCCCAUUUGUAAUAAAUAAUAGUCUAAGUUGUGUUGAACCUUAUCAAAAUGACAAUAUUGUAAAUUCAUCUCAAAUUGAAUACAGUAGUAGUAGUAGUGAUGAUGAAAGUAAUCAUGAAUUACACAAUGAGAUUGGUAGGAUUUCCAACCUUAACCACAUGUCGUCCCUUAGAAACUGGGCAGUAAACCACAAUAUUACUCACGCUGCCUUAAAAUAUUUAUUAGAAAUAUGUCGCAAGUGGUUACCUACUUAUGGCUUACCAAUUGAUCCGAGAACAUUAUUACAAACUCAGCGAGAAGUUCGGCAAGAUAUCGAAGGAGGCCAAUUUUAUCACUUUGGUUUAGAGAAAGGGUUAGCUAGAAUCUUAAAUUAUAAGCAAUUUGGCCAAAAAUGUACCAAGAAAGUGGAAGUUAGUGGGGCUCCACUACAACUCCACAACUCAACCCAACUCAACUCAACUCAACCACAACUCCAUGGGGCCCUUGAUAAUUUUAGUGCAUUUCCAUUCGAAAAUUUUAUGCAAAUAAUAAAGCGUAUGCUACGUUCUAAAAAUGCACCGUUAGCUCUAGUAGUUCGACGGCUAUCAGAAAUAGAUUCAGUCCCCCCUAAAUUUUCUGCCCAAAAACUAAAUUCCUCUCUAACCCGAUUUUUUUGCAACGAAACACAACCAAAAUCUUAUCCUAUUUAUUGCAAACAAUUAGGGAUAGGGUAUGCACAUAAACUGGGAAUUUUACAAA